Molecule: messenger RNA, 2172 nt
Organism: Lutra lutra (Eurasian river otter)
Lineage: Eukaryota; Metazoa; Chordata; Mammalia; Carnivora; Mustelidae
Gene: ANKRD40CL
Product: ANKRD40 C-terminal like
Source: RefSeq, a predicted model, not a curated record
UUUCGGCUUCCUCCUCCGAGGCAGCACACCUUCCUCCAUUCCUGGCAGAAAGGGCACCAGGGAGGCAGCGUCAGGCUGGCAACCUGGGGGCCCCAGGUCUGCGGCGGCUCAGGAACCCAUUGGAAACAUCUAGCUAGACACCAGUGGCUGAGCCUCCUGGGGGCGUGUUCCCUUGGAUGCACGGAGCUUUCAGAGGUGCUUCCUACGUGGUUGGAGCUUUGUGUCCAUUCGAGAGGGAGUACUGAUCUGACGAACAACAGAGCUGACCCAUGGCUGAACCCCAACAGGACAGGAAGGAGGAGCCGGCAGAUGAAUGUAAACAAGGCUCCAAUCCACAGAUGCCAGCUGACCCCGGGGAUGCCAAACCUGAGGACACCCGUGUAGGUGGUCUAGAGCUGGUGCUUAAAGUCAGAAUUAAGAGUCCCAGAGAAAAUGACUUCAUUGAGGUUGAACUGAACAGAGGAGAGCUGAGUUAUCAGAAUCUCCUGAAAGUCAGUUGCUGCGAACUGAUUGAGCCGGAGCAAGUGAGGGCGAUCAGAAAGCUGCCAAACACACUGCUCAGAAAGGACAAAGACAUUCAAAGACUACGGGACUUUCAGGAAGUAGAACUCAUCUUGGUGAAACACAGCAGCUCUGAAUUCGUCGAACACACAACAUCCCUGACGGAGGCGGCCUGCUACAACAGCAAUUCCACCAAACUGACCUAUUAGAAAACCCCAGAAAUGAACCCCCCGGUAUCAAUGUUUUAUAAAUAACCAAGUCGGAAUGCAUGUACCGGUUUGCCAACUUCAUGUGCGUACUUUGCAAAAUCGUUCCCUCCUCUCAAACUUCUCUGGGCAGGGAGAAAUUGUCACAUCGUUUCCUUUUUACACUUUGAAACUUGCCUAUAAAGUGGCAUGACUUGUGUUACUGUUGAGGCCAUUUUUAACAAACUACUUGCCGAAUAGCCAAGGCACAGCCCACAGCACUCAACUCUGCUAAUCAGAUGGAAACAACGAAGUUGGCACUCUUACCAACAACUAGCUCAAAGCUAGACUCCUCCUAUCCCACUACCAAGAGCUCUUCUGGGUCAACUCACCCAAACUCUUAGGUAAGAUCUGCUGGUACUCUGGAAGCAGUCUGGGGGCUGGAUCCCAUUUACCCACUUAACCCUGUCCACGGUCACUUCUCUUCACAGCCAUUACUCCUGGACUUGAAUUCAUGGAACUGAGCUCUGAAAUACCGGAGCUCCUUCUGGCCAAGCAGGAUCUUGUCUCCCCCAGCACAUAAUAGGACCACCGCAGGCUGCCUCUGCAAAUGCUCAGCACCUCAGCUUUGAUGAGGGGUGGGGGGACACGCAAACACUACACUAACACUUACCUAGCCCAACUGUCCAAAGAGCAAGGUUUUAAAUAGUGUGGGUACAGAUGUACGGAUCAUCCCACUCAAAAAUGUGAAGGGUGUGUGGGUGGCUCAGUCGACUGAACGUCUGACUCUUGGUUUCAGCUCAGGUCAUCUCAGGGUCAAGGUGGAGGCCUGCGUCUGCUUGUCCUUCUCCCUCUGCUCCCUGCCCUGGCCCCCACCGGCCUCUGGCACAUGCUCUCAAAUAUAUAAAUAAAAUCUUUAAAUUAAAAAGAAAAAUGUGAUGAGUACAUGAGACUUGAACCUGUAAUUUGCUUAGUAGCCCUGGGCCUCUUCGGAUGGAAGCACUUCUGCUGGAAAUGUAAGCUCCGCAUCCACGUCACAGUUCUUUGAGAGACAGGACAGCCCGCUGACAAGCCAAUUCAACGCAGUGCCGUUCCAGCGCCACAAGGGCCAAUUCCCUAAGGUAUUCUCAAUUUUGUUUUGAAUAAGGAAAACUUGGGGCAAGAGCUGAGGACCGGCUAUUAAUGGCCCCGAAUCACCCUUGUGAGGAAGUGGAGUUUUAGUUGGUAUUUUUAGGUGAAUAUGGUAGAAUAAAUUUGAAAAAAAAUGUUGGGAGGAAACCCUACACUAUGACAGUAACAGAACCUAUAGUGUUGCCUCAUGAUCAGUUACAGUAAUUGAAUGAGGGCAGCAAUAUAUCACCAGGCUGUUGAGCAAAUUCUGUAUCUGUUCAAAUAAACUUAGUACGCACCUUCGAAGAAAUCAUAAAAACGUAUUUCCUAUAACAUGAAUAGUCUUAAGGCUGAAGAUGAAGAGUAAAAAUUGAAG